Messenger RNA from Doryrhamphus excisus (bluestripe pipefish), 3955 nucleotides. It is a transcript of the gene dse, whose product is annotated as dermatan sulfate epimerase. Lineage: Eukaryota; Metazoa; Chordata; Actinopteri; Syngnathiformes; Syngnathidae. Gene Ontology annotation, molecular function: chondroitin-glucuronate 5-epimerase activity. The record is from RefSeq and is a predicted model, not a curated record.
GCCGGGGUAGGUGGGGGGGCGUCGGAGGAGCUGAAGGUCCCCUUUAAAAUCCGUCUCCCCCCGCCCCCUUAAACACAUCCACACAUUUAGUAGCAUGUUGUUCCCUCCUCGCUCCUACAUUCCUUUGCACUUCUCCUACUUCCUCUCCGUCAAAUCACUUUUCCAAGGCAACAUCCUCGCUGCCGUCGGAUGAAAAGAUCUGCAAUGUCAUAGGAAGCUUCGAGAACCUUCCAUUGGCAGCUGAACUCCUUUGGCAAUGGCGCAGCCCCCCCUCUGAUCAGACCAUGAGGACCCACACCCGUGGGGCCCCUACGGUGUUCCUCAUAAGUCUGUUGCUGCUCCCGCCGCCUCUCGCUGCAGCAGACCCGAGUGGGGGAAUCCCCUUCAUGGGAGGGAACUACAAUGGCCACCCCAUGUUGUACUUCGACCGCGCCGACGUCGUGGAGCUUCAGCUGGCAGCCGGAAGCACCCACAGGGAGAUGGCGAGGCGGAUCCGCGAGGCGGGUGAAACCAUGCUGGAACACCCGGAGGAGUACCUGCCCCCCUGGAGCCCCGUGGAGUUCAGUGCCAGAUGGAAUGAGGUCUACGGCAACAACCUGGGUGUCCUGUCCAUGUUCUGCCUGUUGUACCCACACAGAGCGGGGGCCGUGGACCUGGCCAAGGACUACAUGGAAAGAAUGGCAGCUCAGCCUAGUUGGUUGGUGAAAGAUGCACCUUGGGAUGAAGUUCCUUUGGCACACUCUUUGGUUGGGUUUGCCACCGCUUAUGACUUCCUGUUUGAGUACUUGAACAAGGACCAACAGGAGCGUUUUCUUCAGGUGAUCGGCAAUGCAUCUCAUCUUAUGUAUGAGAAGUCCUAUACCCGAGGCUGGGGAUUUCAGUACCUGCACAACCAUCAGCCCACUAAUUGUGUAGCUUUGCUCACAGGAAGCCUGGUUUAUAUGACACAAGGUUAUCUCCAGGAGGCCUACCUGUGGACCAAGCAAGUGUUGUCCAUCAUGGAGAAAUCCAUGGUGCUACUUCAAGAUGUCACAGAUGGUUCUUUGUAUGAGGGAGUGGCCUACGGGACCUACACAACUCGCUCUCUGUUCCAGUACAUGUUUUUGGUACAGCGCCACUUUGCCAUCAGCCAUUUUGAUCACCCCUGGCUCCUAAAACACUUCAACUUCCUGUACAGGACCAUCCUUCCUGGAUUUCAACGAACGGUAGCCAUUGCUGAUUCCAACUACAACUGGUUUUACGGCCCGGAGAGUCAGCUUGUCUUCCUGGACCGUUUUGUGAUGCGGAAUGGCAGCGGAAACUGGCUGGCUGAAUUGAUUCAUCAAAACAGGGUCACGGACGGAGUGGGACAGGCCGGGAAGGGCCAGCGAUGGUGUACUCUCCACACAGAAUUCCUCUGGUAUGACCCGACCCUCGUUCCAAAACCCCCAUUCGACUUUGGAACAUCCCAGCUGCAUUACUUCGAGGAUUGGGGCGUGGUGACGUACGGCAGUGCUUUACCGGCAGAUACCAAUCGCUCCUUUCUUUCCUUCAAGUCGGGGAAGCUUGGGGGUCGUGCCAUUUUCGAGAUUGUUCACAAGAGCAAGUACAAAGAGUGGAUCAAAGGGUGGAGGAACUUCAACGCAGGCCACGAACACCCCGACCAGAACACCUUCACCUUCGCACCCAACGGCGUUCCUUUCAUCACCGAGGGACUGUAUGGACCGAAAUACACCUUGUUGAAUAACGCCGUCUUGUUCGGACCGGCCCACUCGGGGAGCUGCUUUAAGCCGUGGGCCGGCCAGGUGACGGAAUCCUGCGACUCCAAGUGGUUGAAGUACAAGGCGGGGCCGGCGGCCGACGCUCAGGGGAAAGUAGAAGCCGCCAUGGAGAGACGAGGGAUGGUCUUCAUUCGCGGGGAAGCGCAUUCUGCUUACAGUCCAGACCUGAAGAUCCGGAACUUUCAGAGAAACCUGCUCCUUCUUCACCCACAGCUCCUACUGCUGGUAGACCACAUCCAUCUGGAUCCAGACAGCCCCUGCAGGGCCAUGAGUGCCUUCUUCCACAACACGGAGCUUCCGUUCCAGGAUAUGAAAGCGGACGGCGUCCAUGGAGCGUUUGUAUCCCACGAUGACGACAAGUAUAAAAUGUUCUGGAUGGAUGACACGGGUCACGGUACCAGAGGGGUGGUAGGGUACUGGAAUUACCCCCGAGGGUACCCGUACAAUGGAUCCAACUACGUCAACGUCACAAUGCCGCUAAGAUACCCUCACACCCGAGUGGCGUACGUCUUCUUGGGACCUGGCGUCACGCUCAACAGCUUCAGCCUUCGCGGCGACGACCAAAGAGUGGACAUCAACCUGGCCACCGCGGAGCACACCUACACCGUCUACCUGCUGACCGGAGUGCUCACCAGCAAGCCUCUCUUCGCCAUGGUGCUCAUGGACGGCAAGAAGAUUGUAUUCGAGAAGACGCCGGACGCAGCGGACGGCUCGCUUUCGGAAGUGGAGGAAUACGUCAACGUGAUGGAGGACAACCUCCAGCACGUCAAGCCGGUCUUCCAGCAAAUGGAGAGACACAUUCUCGGGAAGGUUCUAAACACGGGUCGAUUCCGCAAAACUGCAGAACGCCUCCUGCAGUUCUCAGACAAAAAGAAGACGCAGGGGGUCAUCGAGAAGCUCUUUGCCAUGUCCAAGAAGCAGCGGAAGGAGAAGAAGACAAUCAACCUCGGGGAGAAGCUCUCCGGGAGUCUGCCGGACAUCUUUUCCCAGAUUGAGGUCAGCGAACAGAAGGCUCGACUGAGGACAUCUAAGCGGGUUUACGAAGACAGCCCCGAGGAGGGAGACGCAGACCCGCAAGCCUUCAUCGAGUACGCAGACAGCCGCAAAAACAGGAAGGCCGGCUUGGCCAGAGGGCGGAACUUUAAAGAGGUGAACGUGUUGCUGACGACCGAAAGCCAGCGGCUUUCCAACAUGGCGUCUUCCAUCAGACUAUUCCUCCUCUUGAACACCGCCACCUUCUUCUUGCUCCUGGCUGUCUUACUGACCCGCUUUCACCGGGGUCGAACCGUGCACACCCAGAGGUGUUUCUACAGCAUCCUAACCAUCGACUGCUUGAUCCUACUGUACCUCUACUCGUCCUGCUCUCACGUACAGUGUUGACGUCAUCGCAGUUAUUCCGGACCGAUAGCGAUUAUUAGCACUUAACCCAUAUUUGGCCUCAAAAGUGUAAAAAUUGGCAUAAAACAUGAAUACAAACAAAUAUAGGAAUAUUUACAGCCUUGAAAUAUAUACUAUCAUCAAAAAAUGAAGUUGACUACUUCGGGUUUCACUUAUCGCUGACCUUUUGGGAACCUAUCCCCGUGAUAAACGAGGGAUCACUGUACUGUACUUUCGAAUAAAUGUCAUAAAAAUACGCUCAAUAUAAUCUGCCCGUGUCUACUUAUGUACAAGGUUUAUUGUGGCUAGAGAUGCUUUUGGACCCGUAAUUAAUUAGUUUUUGUCAUUUGCUUGUUUGGAUUUGGCUUCAGCAAAAUAAAUCAACAAGCAUAUUAUUAUUAUUGUUAAUGAUCUUUUCAAGCACAAGAACGCAAUAUAAUUCAUGUCAGACGUACCCCACAGACUGCAGGUAUCGAACAUGUCCAUUGGUAGCGGAGAUUUGAAAGACGCAUGCUGUUUUGACGCCCCUGCACAACCUUAAACUCCAUUGUUCCUUUGAAGGAUCAUGAUGGCGCCCCCUGGAAAACAUCUUAUUUUCUGUUAUAUAUUCUAUUUUUAUUUUCUUCUUUUAGGACUUAAGACUGAAACAGGCGAGUCCCAUGAUGUGCGUUGUUAGCAGUUAGCAUGCUAACUGUUUAAAAAAAACAAAAACAAAAGUGAACCAAGGGGUCAUGUUUCGCAUGAAGAUUGUAAAAGUGCAGAUUUCCUUGACCAUGACGUGUCAUUUAUGAUGGAAUAAAGAGAUUCUAAGGGGUCGC